AUGUUCGAUGCGACGCCUCCGAACCAUCGCGUCCGUCUAAAAGAAAGCAAGAAAGAGCAAACAAAAGACAAAACUAACUCUUAUGACCGUCAGAACCUUUCUUUUGUCCUCGAAGGAAUUCACCAGGUUAAAUUUGAGGAUCGACCUAUCCCAGAGCUCAGAGAUCCUCACGAUGUCAUUGUAAACGUCAAGUACACGGGUAUCUGUGGCAGCGAUGUCCACUACUGGGAACAUGGCGCCAUCGGUCACUUCGUCGUAAAGGAUCCCAUGGUUUUGGGGCAUGAGUCUUCAGGUGUCGUCGCCAAGGUCGGCUCGGCGGUCACAAGCUUGAAGGUGGGAGAUCGCGUUGCCAUGGAGCCAGGUGUUCCAUGUCGCAGAUGCGAGCCCUGCAAGGCGGGCAAGUAUAACCUUUGCGAGAAGAUGGCUUUCGCGGCGACCCCACCUUACGAUGGCACUCUGGCCAAGUACUACCCUCUUCCCGAAGAUUUCUGCUAUAAGCUGCCAGAAAACAUCUCUCUGCAAGAGGGAGCUCUCAUGGAACCCCUCGGUGUCGCCGUACACAUCACAAGACAGGCGAGCAUCAAGCCGGGUGAAUCAGUGGUUGUCUUUGGAGCUGGUCCCGUGGGGCUUCUGUGCUGCGCCGUGGCUAGAGCGUUUGGCGCUUCAAAAAUUAUCGCUGUCGACAUUCAAAAAACACGACUUGAUUUCGCCAAGAAGUAUGCUGCAACAGCAAUUUUCGAGCCCGCCAAAGUCAGCGCGGUGGCCAACGCGGACCAGAUGAGGGAGGAGAAUGAUCUGGGACCGGGCGCAGAUGUAGUCAUCGAUGCCUCAGGGGCUGAACCUUCCGUGCACACCGGCAUCCAUGUUCUGCGCCCCGGUGGUACAUACGUCCAAGGUGGCAUGGGCCGCAACGAAAUCAACUUUCCCAUCAUGGCAGCCUGCACGAAAGAGCUGACCAUCAAGGGUAGUUUCCGGUAUGGAAGUGGUGAUUAUAAACUUGCAGUCGACCUGGUAGCAUCUGGCAAGGUCAACGUGAAGGACCUCAUCACUGGGGUCGUUGAAUUCCAGGAAGCAGAACAAGCUUUUAAGGAAGUCAAGGCUGGGAAAGGCAUUAAGACGCUCAUUGCUGGGGUGCGUGAUUGA
This is a messenger RNA of Aspergillus clavatus NRRL 1, 1143 nucleotides long. Its product is annotated as NAD(P)-dependent alcohol dehydrogenase. NCBI's taxonomy places the organism in Eukaryota, Fungi, Ascomycota, Eurotiomycetes, Eurotiales, Aspergillaceae. The record is from RefSeq and is a predicted model, not a curated record. Gene Ontology annotation, molecular function: L-iditol 2-dehydrogenase (NAD+) activity; zinc ion binding. The transcript has 2 exons. Gene Ontology annotation, biological process: D-sorbitol catabolic process. Bases 1 to 1143 code for a protein of 380 amino acids.